AUGUCGCCUGUUAUGCUUAUGCGACCAUCGUCAGUCCAGACUUCGUCGACCAUUUCUCAUGAUGACAUUCCGCCUCAGCCACUGGAUCCGAGUCGAAAUGAGGCUGACUUCUUCCACCCACCGCCCACAUCACAUGACCAUCGCUCUCCCAACGACCAGCCUCAACCAUCGUCCAACGGCUCAGACGAGCGGACACGAGAUGCAAUUGCCUUCCACAAAUUGCCCACCGAGGUCAUAGAAAGAAUACUUUGGACGGUCGAUGUCAACAGUUUCGCGUCUUUAGCCAUCUUGAACCGGGCUUGUUAUAAAGCAGCUCAGAACAGGGAACUAUACGCACAUCAUCUAUCCCGUUGUCCGUCAUACGCAUUGGCCAACACCGUUAUAACUGGGCCCUUCCGGAAGAAUGACCUGUAUCGACUCAAGACGAAAUUUGCAGCCGAAGUUCGUCGGAAUCUGUUCGAGGCAUAUCUACGACCUCGACAGACCUUGAUCAACUUGAUCUCGGUCAGCGCGAGCUCUUCUGCAGCCUUACCCGGAGCUGAAGCAUUUCGCUUUGCAUUUUCCCCCAAUGGCCAAUGCAUACUCGCACUGAGUUCCUCAAGGAUAUAUGUCAUCGAUGCAAUCACGGAGCCUGUAUCUGUUACUCACGAAUUGAAGACGCUGAGACGGCCACUGGCAGCUUCAGUGACUGACGAUGGAACCACACUAGCGGUUCUAUCAUCCAAACAUCAGACUAACAUAUACAACUUGACCUCGAAAGGCGUACAACAUGUGCAGGUUAUCAUGAUGGACAGUCCACCUCGGACCAUCGCAUUGGCUCCACAAGGCACGGUUUUGGCAGCGGCUUAUGAUGGUGGUGUUGAAGUGUUCUCACUGGCUUCUACCGCUCUCUCGACGGAUCGGAGAGCCGUCAGGAGUGAAGGGGUGGACAGUUUGAGUUUCUCCGGUGAUGGGUCGAUGCUUUACGGCAGUACGCAAAGCUUAGAGGAGCCGUCGGCGGUGGUCAUCACUGCGCCCUUUUACACGGAGAACGACCUCCCACCGAAGGAAGUACACAGUCGAAUGUGGACCACUCAGAUACUGUUUCCCCAGCUGAGUAGCGUGUGCAGUCACGCAGAAUUGAUGCAAGGCCAUACGGAAGGUGACGCCAGCUGGCUUUUUGCCUACGAUCAUUCCUUGAUGUCCUACCGAGCUGUCAGAACCGAUGAUACGCGGACAGGCGUAGCCUUUUUCCUCAACCCGACAACGAAUCGCCGCUUCAGCAUGCCUGCGCCUUCUACGGCCCCAACUGCCACAGCAUGUGGCACUCUAGUCGUGGCUGGAUUUAGUGGGAGCGGCCUUUGGAUCUACGGAGUGCCAGAAAGGCUGGAUGUUAGUCCCGACAUGGGCUCAGUCGUCGAACGACACGAACAACGCCUGCAAGGAAAAGUUUCCCUGACUUCUGCUACUGGACACCUCGAACCGCUGAUGGCAUAUUCGCCUUCGGUAUCUGGAAGCAGCGAGGAAAUUGAAGAAGAUUCAUUGGCGGCAAAAGUUGACUGGCGAGAAAGUCUCUUCGUCAAAUGUUCACAAAUAAGGACACUGGAUGGAUGCACGGCAGCCAAAUGGGUUGAACGAUGUGAAGUCCGAGAAUGUGCUUUCCCUGGCAAAAGAUUAAUAGCAGUAGCACCCGGCGGAGUUGAUCAGUUUGUGGAGGAACUCGGAGACGAGACAAUGCCCGUCGACGGUUCGCGCGUAUCGAUACUCGACUUCGACUAUGGGCCGUCUUCUGGUCAGGAUCGUGAAAUUACCAUCGAGGUUGGUGACAAAGAGCCGGAGUUGCUUACCGAGCAAAUUGGUGAUAUGGAUAUCGAGGUGGCUAUCGAGAGACGUCGUAGCGUGCGGGACCGUGGAAGAGGCGCAAUGAGGAUGCCUCUCGGGCGAUCUGUAACCACGGCAUCUGCCAAUCAGUCUUGGAAUCAACGACGACCUAACAAUAUCCCAUCUCCCGCAUCUUCGCCUCUUGAUGUGGAUGCACAAAUAGAUUUGGCCAAUGCCUCUCCUCGAACUCCCAAACAGCCUCCGGGAAAUCUACACCGGUCUAUGACAGCAGCGGGUUUUGCCACGGCACGAUAUCCACCACGUCCGCCGUUGGCAUCACAAGACACCGGCCAUUUGGUUUUUCACAGGUCACCUGAACAGCAAUGGCAAUCUGGGGAAGGGUGGGAAUCACCUCCUCCGCCAUAUUCAGGUGGCUUUCCCAGUCAGGUCCACCCAGGUCCGCCUCUAGGCUCGCCUCUCGUGCAGCCUCGUCCUAACGCAGGUCCUGGCCAGAUGCCGAUGCCUGUGCCUAUGCCUCUCGCGGGGAUUCCCGAAAACAGUCAUGUCCCUCAACAGAGUCAGGCACUCAUGUAUCAGCCUAGCUUUGGCCACAACCAGGGACCUUUGUCGAGCAAUCAUCCGUUACAUUUUGGUGUGCAGCCUCAUAAUGUACCGCAGCCUCUUCAUAUCAGACCUCCAGAAAACACAGCAGCUCCAGCUAGCUCUGCGAUGCCCAUGCCAUUACCUUCUGGAUAUCCAGCUAGACAACCAACCGAUCAGGACCAACGAAUCUCGACACAUCAGGCAUUCGUCCCAACGAUAUCUGCAGAGUCCUCGUCACGACCAGUGUCUCACUCUGACAGAUCAUCUCAUCAUACACCGGAACGAGAACGUGUAUCACCAUUACGUGUAUCUCGCCCAGAGCCUGAUUCUUUCGAUGCCAUGCCUGUUCCACAACACUCCCAGAAACCAUCUGACUCUGGUUCUAUCACUCUGACUGGUGCUAACCUUCAAGCUCGAUUGAAUCACCCUGUCCCUCCAACUCCGACAACGCUCGAACAGAUGCGUAACUCACAGUAUGUCACCACUGGACCACCUCCACCUCCAAAAGUUGAACCGGUACCUGCUUCGGCCUCUGCAGCGGGGUAUAACUUCUCUCUUCCAACAACAGAUCAAAUGGCCAACCUAAACCGUCGCAUUUCACAGACUGUGAGAAAACCAGUGCCAUCGACGAAUGGCGCCGCUUUCCAAAAUCACAACACAGCAAUGCAGGACGUUAGUCGUCCUUCAGCGGUGCCUCCAUCUCCACCAAGAGGAGCGUGGGGUGCUGCUGGCGUCGCAAACGCUCCCUCCUUCAACAAAGCCAUCACGACACCCAAUGGUUUGGUUCGAAAUAACUCUCGCGGUAGUGGUCGAAACAUACCCAUGUCUUCGUCGACUCCAAAUCUGUUAGCUUCCUACUCGCAACGACCCCCGAUCGGCAGUAGGCUUGACACCAUCGAGAGCAUAUCGAGUUCGUAUGGACCAGGGGAGCCGGGGUCAAGGUCACACAGUGUCGCGGGACAGUUGGUCAUGCCGAAUCAGAUGGUGUCUGCAGGCUCGUUCGCGCCACAAGGGCAGUCUGCAUACCAGGAGACGAGGUCCUGGACAGGUGACAACCCUUCUAACCCAUCUCGCCUGACCCGAGCGAAGACGAAGAGAGGCAAAAAGAAAAAGGGUGAAAGUUUACCGGAUCAGCGACGGUCACAAACACUACCCGCGGACAACAGUCCAACUAUAGGCAAGAAGGAGAAAGGAAGUCGAUGUGUUGUCAUGUAGAUAUACGACAUGAAGUUACGGACGAGGAACAGCUUUUUACUAUAUUGAGAACAGCCAUAUCAGUGUUCAUACCUUAUUUUUACGGGAGAGACGCAUUCUUUGUUGAAGAAGAAACAUGGCAUGAGGGGCAAACAGAAAUAAUUACAAGAUAUAUAUAAUUUCA
Messenger RNA from Exophiala oligosperma, 3781 nucleotides. RefSeq lists its product as uncharacterized. Gene Ontology annotation, molecular function: protein binding. The record is from RefSeq and is a predicted model, not a curated record. Lineage: Eukaryota; Fungi; Ascomycota; Eurotiomycetes; Chaetothyriales; Herpotrichiellaceae. The transcript has 2 exons. The coding region runs from base 1 to 3618 and encodes 1205 amino acids.